UGACGUCCGCUUUCCAUCUCAAACAUCUCCGCCUAUUUUCCAGCUUCGUCACCGGCACUUUAGUGGCUCCGUUUCUGUUCCUCCCGAAGAGAAGCGGGAUUAGCGGCCAAGUGGCAGGAUGGCGUACCACCCAGAGGCUACACAGGAAACGAUUCACUUUUUUCUUAAUCUCUUGACGGAACCGAGAUGGACUUGAGCCCGUGCUGAAGCCAACAGUCUCCAGUCCGUAUUGUCAACAGUGGAGCACAUCGGUAUAGCGGGGACGGCAAAGCCCACCGUCCGGCACCGAGGGGGCCGAGGUCACCCCGCCGGAGCAGCCCAAUAGUCUGCGUGCGUCUUUCAAUUCUCCUCCGAUGCAACGCCGUGUACCCCAGUUUCGAGGACUUCGCACUAUUAGCAAAUUUAGAUAAAGCUAAUUAAUAUAUAGCUUCCAGCGCAGCACCGAAAGGGAGCCGGAUUGUCGAUAUGUAUCAAACCCUUGCCAUCGCGGCCGGCCCGGGUCAGGCGGGGUACGACUGUCAUGCCGCCGCAGCCGCCUACAUGCACUCGUCUCCCACCUCUCCGGUGUACGUGCCGCCCACCCGGGUGGGACCUGUGAUCUCCAGCCUCCCGUACCUGCCGGGCGGCGUAUCCACUGAAGCGAGCCUUGCGGUCAGCGGCCCCUCGGUGUGGUCACAGCCCGCAGCAGAGAGCUCCCCGUACGCCGCCGGGAGCCCUCACGCAUCCGGCCGCUUUCACUAUUCACCGAGUCCCCCGGUGAACGGCGGAGCCUCCAGGGACGGCAGCUUCGGCCGUGAUCAGUACGCCCUCAGUCGGCCACCUGGCGGCUCCUUCAGCGGUCCGUACUCGGCUUACGUCGGACCGCAGCUACCCACAGCCUGGACGGGCGGAUCCUAUGACAGCACCGUGCUGCAUGCGUUGCAGACAAGAGCAGGACCGCUACCAGUCAGACCCUGUGGAGACGUGCUGGACGACGUGGGAGACGGCCGGGAGUGUGUGAACUGCGGCUCCGUGUCGACGUCACUGUGGAGGCGUGACAGUGCAGGACACUACCUGUGCAAUGCCUGCGGACUGUAUAGCAAAGUGAACGGAUUCUGCCGGCCGCUUAUAAAGCCACAAAAACGCAUGGUGUCCACGCGACGCCUUGGUCUGGCCUGUGCGAACUGUCAAACGAGCACGACCACGUUAUGGCGCAGGAACGCAGAGGGGGAGCCGGUGUGCAACGCGUGUGGUCUGUACACCAAACUGCACGGGGUUCCGAGGCCUCUUGCCAUGAAGAAAGAAGGAAUUCAGACUAGAAAAAGAAAACCAAAGGCUUUGAACAAGAACAAGAGUACAAACGGGACCAUUAACACAGCUGCCAUAAUAAUCCCAAACGUGUCCACCAAUCCUGAGGACUUCUCGAAGACACGAUCUCCACAAACAGAGGCGUCACUCACUGAGGUGAACUCCUCGGCCAUGGGGGGCAGCACUGAGACCCUCAGCUCAGAGAACCCCUCUGUGAAGUACCCAGAGCAAGACAGCUUAUACCCUGGGAUCAGCCACACUUCCACACCGGAGCUACCAGUAGACACACGGGGGGAGUCAUGGGGCCCCCUGGCUCUCACCUAAAUCCUCAGAUACUGACAGCAAAUGCUAGUGCCUUACCGGAGCUCACAUCCAUACUCCUGCUGGGAAUAGGCUGAAGGAAUCGGGAGACACAGUGGAUGGACGUUUGUAUUCAGGACAAGGGUGAUUGUGGGAUGUUUUUAAGGUGAGCAGCAUAAGAGAGGCCAUAAUUCAUAGAGGAGCCAACCGUAUCAUUCACCAAUGAUAGGUGAGUGACAGGCAAGGGGACACUACAAGGGCCAAUCAGCUGUCAGUUGAGGCCGGUGCCUUUGUGGCCCCGCCCUGGCAUGCACCCCUGUAUCUGGACAAGAACAAAAACCAGGUUUAGAUUGAAAUCAACUGCCUUGAAAUGUAUUGUUUAAGAUAUAUCAUGUAUGUGGAAAAAGUGCAUUUUCUCAAAUGUGUAAACACAUACAUGCAAAUGGGAUGCAAAUUGAACACUGAAUGCCUUACUAUUUCAUUGAUACAUUAUAUAUUUUAUACAGUUUCCUACUUUUAUAAUUAUCAAGAUUUUUUUUGUAGUGCACCUCCUAUUUUGACUAAAGAAUUUCAGCUAUUGAAAAUUAUUGUCUCAAAUAUGUAUUUGAGUUAUUUUUAUUAUUUUUCAAGAAAACAAUGUAAUACCCUUUUUUUAGGAUUAAAUUAAUUGAGAUUGUACAAUAUAUUACAAUGAAUUUUAAUGAAUUCCAUCUUGAAUUCAACAGCAUUUUACACUACAGCAGCACAAGAAGUUUACAUUCCCUCCAUGGUCGUUGAGUGAAAUUAUAAUGGUCAUAUGCAGGGCAUGGUUUGCAGGCAAAGUGUUUUCUUAACGUGCAGUUACUGUACGGGCUGUACAGUGUGGGCCCUGCAACGGACUGGCAUCCUGUCCAGGGGCCCUACUGGGUCCAGAUCCCCAGUCUCCUCUGGAACAGAACGACUGCAAUUAUAAUGCAAUUAGCUGCUGGUUUUGCUAUUCCUUGUUUAAGAUGUCAAUAAAUACUACAACUAAUUUAAUAGUGCACAAUGUUAAUGGUAGUCUUAUUUAAUAAAGUAUUGCUAGUCAGGGGGACCAUACAGGGGCAGAAAAUUAGGAUGAUUCCCUAAGUGACAGGUGCUCUGAAACUAUGGAACAUAACUGGAUUGGUCUGGGUGGGGGGUCCAAUAUGAUAUGCUUUCAAGGGGCCCAAAAUCGCAACAAUAAUUAAAAUAAAAACAGUGAGUCUAAUAAACUGCACCAAAGGAAAUGUGUUGCACUGGGUUGAAGCAGUCUGCCUGAGCUGAUGGAAACCACCGGACAUGUAUGUACAGGAAAGUGUGCCAUUUUCUCAAUGUACACUGUAUAAAACUGAUUUAUGUGGA
Molecule: messenger RNA, 2949 nt
Organism: Paramormyrops kingsleyae
Lineage: Eukaryota; Metazoa; Chordata; Actinopteri; Osteoglossiformes; Mormyridae
Product: transcription factor GATA-6-like
Biological process (GO): epithelial cell differentiation; positive regulation of transcription by RNA polymerase II; negative regulation of transcription by RNA polymerase II
Cellular component (GO): nucleus
Molecular function (GO): RNA polymerase II cis-regulatory region sequence-specific DNA binding; zinc ion binding; DNA-binding transcription factor activity, RNA polymerase II-specific
Source: RefSeq, a predicted model, not a curated record